AUGUACUUGUUUAACAAUAGUGCAACAGUGGCUGAGAAGAUAGGAUGCCGUCACAGGGAGAUCGAGCACUUGAUGGAGUGUAAGCCGCUGUCGGAGGCGGAGGUGAAGGCAUUGUGCGAUCAGGCUCGGACAAUAUUGGUGGAGGAAUGGAAUGUGCUGCCGGUGAAGUGCCCGGUAACAGUUUGUGGAGAUAUUCACGGGCAAUUUUAUGAUCUAAUAGAGCUGUUUGGAAUAGGAGGCAAUGCGCCUGAUACUAAUUAUAUCUUCAUGGGUGAUUAUGUAGAUCGUGGGUACUAUACACUAUUAGUGGCCCUCAAAGUCCGUUGUAGAGAUAGAAUGACAAUUCUUAGAGGAAAUCAUGAGAGCCGACAGAUAACACAAGUGUAA
Hibiscus syriacus is the source of this 387-nucleotide messenger RNA. RefSeq names its product serine/threonine-protein phosphatase PP2A catalytic subunit-like. Gene Ontology annotation, biological process: peptidyl-serine dephosphorylation; mitotic cell cycle. Gene Ontology annotation, molecular function: protein serine/threonine phosphatase activity. Lineage: Eukaryota; Viridiplantae; Streptophyta; Magnoliopsida; Malvales; Malvaceae. The transcript is spliced from 2 exons. The coding region runs from base 1 to 387 and encodes 128 amino acids. The record is from RefSeq and is a predicted model, not a curated record. Gene Ontology annotation, cellular component: cytosol.